AUGAAUGCGAGCGACGCCAGAUCUUUGCGUGUGCAGCUUACGCCACAGGGCCAACAUUCCAGAGCUGAGCGGUUCAGCUAUGAGCCUCCCGCACGCACCGUAUACCCCCCGAUCGUGGAGUUCUGUCGGCGCUAUGCCUUCGUGGCUUUCAUUUGGGUGGUUUUUUUGGGUACAGCAUUGUGGAUCGGCAUUGCGUGGGUGAAUCUGGCAGGAAACCCAUCGACCAAGGUGAACUCAAUUGGGAUACCGCGUGAGCUGAUCCCGUUGGCGAAGCUCUUGUCAGUCCCACUGGUAUGCCUCCUUUUCACUUGGUUUCAUGUGUGGCUGGCUUUGCAGAUGAUGUUCUUUCCGAUUGAAUUUGUUGGAUGCCCCUCGCGGCCCAUUGUGCCCAGCUGGUUUGGGUUGCCCAUCAAUGGUUGGCAGGGCAUUGUGCCACGAAAGGCUGAAGUCAUGGCCAGGAUUGGUAACAUUGUCACAGUAGAGGAGUUCAUGGAUAGAAUUGAACCUCAGCACUUCUUUGACACCCUGGAAGAAAUGAUGGGUGGACUUUGUUUUCAAGUUCUGGAGAAGAUAAUGUUGAAGCAUUUGCCAACUGUGUGGCAAAUCCUGCCUGAGUCUGUGCAGUCCGAGCUGAAGAAGAAGGUGUUGGAGGACACCAAGGAAAGCUUUGGGGCGGGGAUGUUGGAGCUUCGUAACAACAUUAGUUCGAUCCUGGAUUUGCAACAGAUGUCUGUGGACACCUUUGUCAACAAUCCCCGGAUGAUGGUGGAGAUGUUCCGGUCAGUUGCUUUGAACGAGUUAACCUUUAUCCAGCGGAUUGCUGCUGUGAUGGGUUUUCUGCUGGGCUUGGUGCAAGUGGUUUUGUACUUGAUGUUGCAGAAGGUCCAGGGUGUGGACUAUGUCAUGCUUCCGGUCAGUGGACUUAUCAUUGGCUACUUUACAAAUUGGAUUGCCAUCAAGAUGAUUUUUCGCCCUGUUUGGCCCCAUCAGUACUGUGGUGGCAGGAUCAAUGUGCAGGGGGUCUUCAUGAAACGGCAAAGGGAAGCCUCGCAAAAGAUGGCGGAGCUCAUCUGCCAAAAUGUGGUGGAUGCCCGGGCCAUGCUUCAUUACAUGAUGAAAGCUCCCAGCUCAACAGGAGUUGAGAAGGUGCUUCAAAUCUACCGGAAACAUGUUGACAGAUCUGUUGAGCGCAGCAUGGGCUUUGCCAGCCGCGUCGCAGUGGUUGCGCCAACAGUUGAAACACGCAUGGAUGAGCUCAAGCAAGACGUUGAACAGUUUUCGCUUGAGCUCCUUCCACAGCAUUCUCGGGCAAUUGAAGAAUACAUGGACACGGCCAUGAAUGUGCAAGAGACACUUACGUGGCGUUUACAACGUAUUCCCCCACCUGAAUUUGAAAGCAUUGUUCAUCCCAUAUUUGAAGAUGACGAGUGGAUCCUUUUGCUCGUGGGCGGCAUUCUAGGUGUGUUAAUCGGCCUACUUCAGGCUUACGCUUUGCAACACAUCAACUGA
Messenger RNA from Durusdinium trenchii, 1509 nucleotides. NCBI's taxonomy places the organism in Eukaryota, Dinophyceae, Suessiales, Symbiodiniaceae. The record is from the annotation of a GenBank genome assembly.